Molecule: messenger RNA, 2943 nt
Organism: Penicillium angulare
Lineage: Eukaryota; Fungi; Ascomycota; Eurotiomycetes; Eurotiales; Aspergillaceae
Product: leucine--tRNA ligase NAM2
Exons: 2
Coding region: 1-2943 (980 amino acids)
Biological process (GO): mitochondrial translation; leucyl-tRNA aminoacylation
Cellular component (GO): mitochondrion
Molecular function (GO): ATP binding; leucine-tRNA ligase activity; aminoacyl-tRNA deacylase activity
Source: RefSeq, a predicted model, not a curated record
AUGCAUACCCUAUCGCGUAUCCGAUCGGUCUCCCUCGCCGCGCAAGUGCGGAGGUGCGCUCGCCCUGGCGUGCGCCCAUUCGCUCUCCCCUUCAACACCUUUACUCGUCUUUCCACGACCACAGCAAGCACCCGAAAGCUUGAUCUUCCCGCCCUAGACAAAAAAUGGCAAGCAAAAUGGCAAUUAGACGCGACUGCACCGCAAAGCAACUCCGAUUCAACUACCGAGUCCAAACCGAAGUCCUAUGUUCUGUCAAUGUUUCCAUACCCUUCCGGGACCUUGCACAUGGGUCAUCUCAGAGUAUAUACCAUUUCAGAUGUCCUGUCAAGAUUUUAUACGAUGCGCGGUUAUGAUGUUAUACAUCCCAUGGGCUGGGAUGCUUUUGGAUUGCCAGCAGAAAACGCGGCAAUUGAACGAGGUGUUGAUCCUGCAGAAUGGACGGCGCAAAACAUUGCGAAGAUGAAAGCUCAAUUAACGAGCAUAUCUGCAUCAUUCAACUGGGAUAGAGAACUUGCGACUUCCGACCCCGAGUUUUACGAGCACACCCAACGGAUAUUCCUGAUGCUAUACGAGAAAGGCUUGGCAUAUCAGGCGGAGGCUCUAGUCAACUAUGAUCCUGUCGACAAAACUGUGCUCGCUAAUGAGCAAGUUGAUGCCAAUGGAUUCUCAUGGCGGUCCGGGGCGAAGGUCGAGAAAUUGAAUCUGAAACAAUGGUUCUUCCGGAUCACAGACUUCAAGGAAAUGCUAUUGAAAGACCUUGACUCACUUUCUGGAGGAUGGCCGGAGCGCGUCUUAUCCAUGCAACGAAAUUGGCUUGGAAAGUCCGAAGGCGCUAAGAUCAGGUUUCCGGUUGCCGUUGAUGGGACCAAUGUACAUGUCGAUGUGUUUACCACACGGCCAGAUACCCUAUAUGGCGUUGAAUAUUUGGCUCUUUCACUAGAUCACCCGAUUGUUCUGAGUGCGGCCGAGAAAGAUGCUUCCCUUCGCAAGUUUCUGGAUGAAGCAGCGUCUCUUCCGCCUGACUCGAAGGCUGGGUACCGUCUCACAGACGUGACGGUCACGCAUCCUUUGCUCAAAGUUGACGAAAGUACUUCACACUUGGAGAGAAAGCUGCCUGUCUUUGUGGCGCCAUAUGUUCUUAGUGAUUAUGGUGAGGGUGCAGUUAUGGGUGUGCCGGGCCAUGACGCUAGAGAUAUGAUGUUUUUUAAAGAAAAUGCAAACCCUGAGACUAUCCCCGUUGUUAUUGAGCCUGAGAUGAAAGAAAAUGACACCCAGACCAUAGACAUUCCCGUCAAGGAUGCGAAGGCUUUCACACAGGAGGGCAUUCUUACCUCACGAUGUGGAAAGUACCAAGGCAUGCACUCCAAGGAGGCUGCGCAGCAGAUAGUCGACGAUCUCAGUAACGAAGGACAGGCAAAAUUUGUCGAAAGCUGGCGACUACGCGACUGGUUGAUCAGCCGGCAACGAUAUUGGGGGGCUCCUAUUCCCAUUAUUCACUGUCAUGAAUGUGGUCCUGUCCCUGUACCGGAAGAAGACCUGCCAGUCAAACUGCCCAAAAUUCAAGGCGAAUGGCUGAAGGGCAAAAAAGGCAACCCCCUGGAGUCUUCUGGGGAAUGGCUUCACACGGAGUGUCCGAGUUGUGGAGGACCAGCAAAGCGUGAUACUGACACCAUGGACACAUUUGUGGAUUCAUCUUGGUACUAUCUCCGUUUUCUGGACUCGGCAAACAAAGAUGCACCAUUCUCGCCUUCGUCCGCGCGGCCAGUGGAUAUCUACAUUGGCGGCGUCGAGCACGCUAUUCUACAUCUACUCUACGCUCGGUUCAUUUACAAGUUCCUUGCUCAGUCGAAGCUAUUUCCGGAUUCCAACUCUGCUGAAAACUCAAUAGCAGAGCCUUUCAAGGUACUUCUAUCCCAGGGCAUGGUGCAUGGUAAGACUUUCACAGAGCCAUCUACCGGCCGAUUCUUGCUUCCUGAUGAAGUGGAUAUCACCAAACCCGAUAAGCCCCUCAUCAAGGGUACUGAUAUCACCCCCAAUGUUUCCUUUGAAAAGAUGUCAAAGAGUAAACACAACGGUGUUGAUCCAACUGCCUGCGCAUCCAAGUACGGCGCAGAUGCCGCCCGUGCUCAAAUUCUCUUCUCGGCACCAGUCAGCGAAGUGUUAGAAUGGGAUGAAACCAAGAUCGUCGGCAUUGAGCGUUGGUUUGGUCGUCUUUGGAAGCUCGUCAUCGACGCGCAACAGACUCUGUCUAACACAUCGUUCACUAUUCCCGUGGGCGAUUUGAAGAACCCCACUGGCCAUGCUAUGUCUCUACCGGCAUCGAUCCAUGAACUAAGCGACUCCGAUGCAGAUGCGAUCCUAGCAACCCAUAAUACUAUCUCAUCUGUCACCACCUGCAUCGAGAAAAACCCAUAUGGCCUGAACACUGUAAUCUCAGAUCUGACAAAGUUAACAAACGCUCUAUCUUCGGCCCCACCCUCCUCACCUCUUGUCUCCUAUCUAUCAAUCUCUGCUCUCCUUCGCCUUUUAGCACCAAUUGCGCCUGCACUGGUCUCUGAGUCCUGGGAGAUGUUACAUGAGUCGGUUGUUAAGCGAUCAGAUCCUACUGUGCCUUUACCAAGCAUCUCCUCAUCCCCCUGGCCUUCCACACUUCUUACCUCUGAACAAACAGAAGCACUUUCAACCCGAGGGGGUCAAACUGUGGCUGUUCAAAUCAAUGGAAAAUUACGUUGUGCUGUGACAAUCCCACGCUAUCCUUCUUCGGAAACUACGCCUUCAAAGGGAAAAUCCCCUACACCUACGAAGGAGGAACAAGACUGGAUUAUCAAUCAGGUCUUGGAGACCACCGAGGGCAACCUAUGGUUGCGUGAAAAGAAUGACUGGGAGAACAGGCGACGAGUUAUUGUUGUCAAGGGGGGUAAAUUGGUGAACGUCGUGUUCUGA